Sinocyclocheilus anshuiensis is the source of this 300-nucleotide messenger RNA. RefSeq names its product tyrosine-protein phosphatase non-receptor type 9-like. Gene Ontology annotation, biological process: protein dephosphorylation. The transcript has 3 exons. Gene Ontology annotation, molecular function: protein tyrosine phosphatase activity. The record is from RefSeq and is a predicted model, not a curated record. NCBI's taxonomy places the organism in Eukaryota, Metazoa, Chordata, Actinopteri, Cypriniformes, Cyprinidae. The annotation marks the transcript as partial.
ACAUCUGACUACAUAAAUGCAAGUUUCAUGGAUGGUUACAAGAGGAGCAAUGCUUACAUCGCUACUCAGGGGCCUUUGCCAAAAACAUUUGGAGACUUUUGGCGAAUGGUGUGGGAGCAAAUGGUUUUAAUAAUUGUUAUGACUACAAGAGUUGUAGAGCGAGGCCGAGUGAAAUGCGGACAGUACUGGCCAUUAGAGGCUGGCCGCACUGAGGAUUAUGGGUACUUUUUGGUGAGAAAUGUCCAUAUUGAGAUGUUUCAGGACUUUAAGCUAUCGCACUUGGAGCUCUUCAACACUCAG